Umbelopsis ramanniana AG is the source of this 676-nucleotide messenger RNA. RefSeq lists its product as uncharacterized. The record is from RefSeq and is a predicted model, not a curated record. NCBI's taxonomy places the organism in Eukaryota, Fungi, Mucoromycota, Umbelopsidomycetes, Umbelopsidales, Umbelopsidaceae. Gene Ontology annotation, cellular component: Set1C/COMPASS complex. The transcript is spliced from 4 exons. The coding region runs from base 43 to 429 and encodes 128 amino acids.
AAACUUGUGCCGUUGACCGAAAUCCUAUUUCACCAGGACAGCAUGGAAAAUCUCAGUAAAGAUCUCCCUCAAAAACUUUCUGGUUUCACACCAGAUGCUAGUUCAGAGACAGCAGCAAUAGAAAAACAGGACGUCUUGAACUCAACUCCCAUGGAUCACACACCUACAUUUACUGAACGAUACCCAAGUGAAUCAAAAUCACAAUCAGCCUUAAACUCCCUUCCGGCCCGAGCCUAUCUGGAUGAAGCAGUGGUUCCAACCCUCCUGGAAGGAAUGCAGCUAUUAAUCUCACAACGACCAGCAGACCCCCUUCAUUUUUUAGGGCACUUUUUGAUUGAUCGUUCUAGUCAACAAAAAUCUGAUCAACAAGAGUUGACCUCCACAAGCAAUGCCUCUGUAUCACAGAAUCAAGAUGAAAAGAUGUACUAGUCCGCCAGGCACUGAAUCGUGUACUAUAACAAACUGAUGCAAUUUGGGGGAGAGGGAGCGGAAGUCGUAGUCCUUAGCUCAUAAAUGAAUGUAAAUAAACGGCUGAGCUUUAGGCGGCUAAUAUGAAGACAAGCAAACGCUUAUUUUCCUCUACAAACAACCCCUUCGCUAUUAACCGAUAAUCUGGAUUGCUAGCAACCAUUGCUGAGCAGAACAUUCUCAUAAAAUAAAAAUUGAUUUAACGGAU